Amphiprion ocellaris (clown anemonefish) is the source of this 3925-nucleotide messenger RNA. It is a transcript of the gene gdap2, whose product is annotated as ganglioside induced differentiation associated protein 2. NCBI's taxonomy places the organism in Eukaryota, Metazoa, Chordata, Actinopteri, Pomacentridae. The coding region runs from base 266 to 1756 and encodes 496 amino acids. The transcript is spliced from 14 exons. The record is from RefSeq and is a predicted model, not a curated record.
GUCAACUGCCGUUAGCUUUCCGUUGCAGCAAUCAGCUCCUAGCAUGUAUGCUAAAUGUGUAAACUGAGCUAAUUGUCACUUUUAAACUUCUUUUCCGGCUGAAAUUGCGGUUAGUUCGCUUUCUGCUAUGAGAACUCCGAGGAACCACGACAUCUCCUGAGUCUACAAGCAUUUUUUGAGGAUUUAUUGAUCUUUUUUUUUGGCGUGAACAUCACCUCUGCCUGGGGAAACAUAAUUGGCUAGCAGCUCGAGUUCCUCCAGACGGAUGGAUCCUCUGGGUGCUCGCUCCCAGUUCGUGGACGUCCAGACUCUCCCCACGUGGCAGCAGCAGCUGGGCGAGGAUGGAGAGGAAACGCCUCCUCAGGACCUCAGCGACGGUCCACUCGGCCAGCAGAGCUUCCCCUCGCCGUUCCCCUGCAGACCCGACAUCAACCGCAAGAUCGUCCUGUUCACCGGGGAUGUCGCUCUGCUAAACUGCACCGCCAUCGUGAACACCAGCAACGAGUCGCUGACCGACAAGAACCCGGUUUCUGACAGCAUCCACCAGCUGGCCGGACCGGAGCUGAGAGACGAGCUGCUCAAACUCAAAGGAUGUCGGACCGGCGAGGCGAAGCUGACCAAAGGUUUUAACCUGGCGGCGAGGUUCAUCAUCCACACAGUGGGACCCAAGUUCAAAGCCAAGUACAGGACGGCGGCGGAGAGUUCAUUAUACAGCUGCUACAGAAACAUCAUGCAGCUGGCAGCAGAGCAGUCGAUGUCGUCGGUUGGCCUCUGUGUCGUCAGUACGACUAAAAGAGGUUAUCCACUGGUGGACGCGACACACAUCGCUUUCAGAACAGUGCGCAGGUUCCUGGAGAAUCACGGAAACAGCAUUGAGACGGUGGUUUUCGCCGUGUCGGACACAGAGGAGCCUGUAUUCAAGAAGUUGCUGCCUCUCUAUUAUCCUCGCUCUGAGGACGAGGAGAAGACUUUCCUGCCUCUUAUUCCAGCUGACAUCGGAAACUCCGAGGGCGAACCCGUCGUCCCGGAGAGACAGAUUCGUAUCGCCGAGAAACCUGGAACCUUGGAAGAUGACAGCGAGGAGGAGAACCUGGAUUUGGAUCUGGGUCAAGUGGGAAAUCACGCCUUUGCUCGGAUGGAGGGCGACGUGGACAAACAGAGGAAACUGAUCUUACAGGGCCAGAUGUCAGAGGCAGCCAUGCAGAAACAGCACCAGAGAAACUACAGUCGCUGGUUGUGUCGAGCGAGAGCAGAAGAUCUGUCAGACAUCGCUGCACUGAAAGCCUUGUACCAAACCGGCGUGGACAUGUGUGGACGGACAGUGAUGGUCGUGGUCGGACGAAACAUCCCAGUGACCCUCAUCGACGUUGAAAAGGCCCUGCUGUACUUCAUCCACGUCAUGGAUCACAUCACGGUGAAGGAGUACGUGAUGGUUUAUUUCCACACUCUGACCGGAGAACACAACCAUCUGGACUCCGACUUCCUCAAGAACCUUUAUGACAUCGUGGACGCCAAGUUUAAGAAGAAUCUGAAGGCCUUCUACUUUGUCCAUCCAACAUUUCGCUCCAAGGUCUCAACGUGGUUCUUCACCACCUUCAGUGUUUCUGGCAUGAAGGACAAAGUUCGCUACCUGGACAACCUGCAGCAGCUCUUCACCUGCAUCAGACCUGAGCAGAUCGACAUCCCUCCGUUUGUGCUGGAGUAUGAUGCACGAGUGAAUGGACCCUACCAUCCAUCAGAGGCCUCCAAUCUGUGACAUCCAACCAGUCGGACCUUUAACUGGGAUCUGGCCUGAACUCGUAACCUCCUCUUUAAAGAACCACGAUGAGGGAAACUCUCCUUUUGUUCCAUCGCUGCCAAAAAAAAGGACCAAAUUCAGAGUUUGGAGCCACAUUUAGACCAAUGUGGACUAUGUGUGGAUCUGCUCUGGUUUCUGGAUUAUGCCUUACAGUUUCCUGAAGCAUCGCCUGAGGGUUUUCCAGAAUGUGGGUCAGACUUCGGGGAGGAUGACGUCUGUCUGGGUUUCCACGCCGUUUAAAUUCUGCGGCAGAGACUCUGAAGUGAAGCGUAACGACGGGUUUCAGUCUCCCGGAAGUUGGAAAUUCCCACCUGGUAGGCUGUAAUAACGGCGUCUGUGUUCUCCUGCGGUCGCAACACCAGAAGAACAACAUUAACUUCUGUGGGAUUUUCCUCGACAGACUACAACGCUGCUGCUCGGCUAGCUAGCUACGUACCAUAACAUUAAAUUCACAUCAUCUAUUCAGUAGUUUAGAUGAGAAGAUCAACACAUCUCUGUCAAGAUUCCAGUCUUUUGCCAUUUCUUUAGCAUAAAUAAUCAAAGAAAUUUAACUUUUUUCAAGAUUUAUGGCAUUAUAUUUGUGAAAAAAGAUUUUCAAGUUUACUUCAGACCAUGGUUUCGCUGUUUAUAGUACAUUAGAAUGCUCAGAAACAUGGUGGAAAUGACUAGGAUCAACAAAAUCAAAGGAUAUGGAUGUUUUGGGCACAAAAAAACAUAGAAAAAGCUCAGAUUUAUCACUAACAUCUCACAACACAAUGUUUGACCAUUUUGCUCAGAAGGAGAUAAAAUGAUGCAAAAAAUUUACCAAAACAUCUAAAAAAUAACCUAAAAAGUGACUAAAGUGUCUUGAAACUUGCCCAAAAUGACAUAUGAUGCAAAAAUUGACAAAACAUCUCAAAAAUGGCCCAAAAAGUGGCUAAAAUGUAACUUGCCCAGAAUGUUGCACAAAUUGAGUAAAACAUCUUGAAAAUGACACAAAAAGAUACUGAAAUAUCUUAAAACUUGUCGAAAAUAACAUAAAAUUAUGCAAAAAUUGACCAGAACAUCUUGAAAAUGACCCAAAAGAGACUAAAAUUUCUUGAAACUUACCCCAAAUGACACAAAUGUGCCCAAAAUUAUACAAAAAUUGAACAAAACAUCUCAAAUGAUUUGCCCAGAAUGUCACAAAAUAUGCCCAAAAUGACAAAAUGAUGGAAAAAUUGACUAAAACAUCUUGAAAAUGACACAAAAAGUGACUAACUGCCUUGAACCUUGCCCAAAAUUAUGCAAAAAUUGACAAAAACGUCUCGAAAAUGACCCAGAAAGAGACUAAAAUAUCUUGAAACUUGCCCAAAAUGACACACAGUUUUGAUUAAGCUCAUGGGUUUAACCUUGUUGGGGCGAAUCAAACGUGCUGAAAUAAACUAAAACUUUCUUGUAAACUUUCCUCUUCCGUCUAAAAGCUUCACCUCGUCUUUACAUAGCAGCUCCAGUCUGUCCGGUGCCCCAAGAACCAACACUAUCACAAUAAAAGUUCCACUAGCUGCUGAUUUCACCUUCAUCUAGUCCAUCUGAUUUCACUUUUAAACCCUCGCAGCCUUAUUUUGUUUGUUUGUUUGUUUGUCCACACAUUUGACACUAUAAGAGUUCAGCUGAAAACUUUGAGGCUUUGUAAACAAUCAAUCCGUAAAGGAAAUAGAACAUUAAUCUGUCUUUAAAUCAGAUUUUUCUUCGUACGAGAAAGUUCGGCGAGAUUAUUCCAAGACGAACCACAAGGAAAACUCAAAUAUUCCCACCUCCACUGACAAAAUGCCUCGUUUUUUUGUUGCUUUUACAGAAAUUAAGAUGUAAAAGUGUCACAAAUGGAGCGUUGGAGGAAAUGUGGUGCUUCAGGUCACUGAAGUCUUUAUUGUCAGAGCUGUGAUUCUCUCAGAAUGUACAUAAAUGAGCCAAAUCUUGGAAAUGUAUAUAAUCGUUACUGUUUUUGUUUUUUUUUUAAAUAUAUUUAUAUAAUUUCAAGUGAUGAAUGGAGGUUGGUUGGACCGCAUCCAACGAGUGACUUGGUUAUUGUUCACAUUUGUUGUACCGUUAAGUUUCAUUUGGGGGUUUUUUACACUCUGAUUAAAAUACUUUUCCUCUGUUAAAGAA